Molecule: messenger RNA, 2326 nt
Organism: Aquila chrysaetos chrysaetos
Lineage: Eukaryota; Metazoa; Chordata; Aves; Accipitriformes; Accipitridae
Gene: GSG1
Product: germ cell associated 1
Exons: 6
Coding region: 493-1440 (315 amino acids)
Cellular component (GO): plasma membrane
Source: RefSeq, a predicted model, not a curated record
GGGGCGACCUGAUGCCAAGGGUGCUGGUAGUUUCUGAGCUAAGGUCACUCGUCCCCUGAAGCACUGGCCAGAGAGCCACCAGCUCGCUCCAUACAAGCUCCCAAAGAGCCACCACAUGGAGAUGGCUGGGAUCUAUCUGGUUUUUACAGAAACUUUCUACUCAGUCAAUACAGGUCACCCUUCUGCACUUAAUCCCAGCCUGCAGCACCAAUCACUUCCCGUAUAAUCUCCCAGAACAGCUGUGCUGUGAUUGCAUUGUGGAUUACAAAAUGACCAUUUUCCACAAAACAGCUGCUGGCUGGAGGGAUAGCAUUUAAUAAUCACUUGGGGGGGGGCGGUGAGGGAGGAGGGGAGGAGACAAAGGAGAAAGGGGUUUUGAAGCAAUUGGGUUUCUUGGAGGAUCUAGAGAUGAGCAAACCAGCAGACAAAGCGUGAGUGCCAUUUCUGUAUUUCUCCUCCAAAUUAACAGGACUUUGCGGACUUGCUGCCAAGAUGGAGCUGCUGAAGGGAUUGCCAUGGCGCCGUGCUUUCCUGGCUGUCAUCCUGAACCUGCUGGCUCUCAGCCUCUCCACCACCGCCUUGCUCGGCAGCUACUGGUGCACCGGGACCCAGAAAGUGCCCAAGCCUUUGUGUGGGAAGAGCAAAGCCACCAAGUGCAUUGGUGUCCCCAUGCCGCCUGAUGCAGGUGCUAGCAAUGUUUCAUCCCAGGAUGUGGUGCACUACAGCUGGGAGACCGGGGAUGACCGCUUUGCCUUCAAAUACUUCCACACGGGGAUGUGGCUUUCCUGUGAAGAGAGCAUGGAAGGGCCAGAAGAGAAAUGCCGUAGCUUUAUUGAGCUUUCACCACCAGCAGAGAGAGGAAUCCUGUGGCUGUCGCUGGGAUCAGAGAUGCUGUACAUCAGCUUGCUGCUCAUCAGCUUCAUCCUCCUGAUGGUGGAAAUGCUGCAUACUGGCAAUCCUGUCUGUGGGUUGAAGCUCAACGCCUUUGCUGCUGUCUCCUCGGUGCUGUCAGGUCUCCUUGGGAUGGUGGCACACAUGAUGUACACUCAAGUCUUCCAGGCAACGGUUAAUCUGGGACCAGAGGACUGGAGACCGCACUCAUGGGACUACGGCUGGGCAUUCUACAUGGCCUGGGCCUCCUUCACCUGCUGCAUGGCCUCUGCCGUCACCACUCUCAACACCUACACCAAGACGGUGCUGGAGUUCAAAAGGAACCACAUCAAGGGCUACGACGGGAGCUUCAAGGACCAGCCUCAGCACCACCAGUGCUUCCUACAGCAGCAAAUAAGCAGCUACUACGAGCCCCAGGACAAGCCCCUCCAUUCAGUCUCUGAGGGAGUCGACUUCUACUCUGAGCUGCAGCAGAAGGUGCUACAGCGGGAACCAGAGCUGGAGCUGGAUGAGGUCUUGGGACAGACGAUCGGGGAGGAUCGCUGUUAGGGAUGAGCGCGCAGGGGCAGAGCAGUGGGGUUUGGGAGGCACGAGAGCUCUGAGCGGAACACCAGCACCACUGUUAGCAAGUUCUCGGGGAGCAAUUCCUGCCUCCACGCUUCGGUGAGUGAGAAGAGAACACCAGGGCAACAGCAGUGCCAACAGGAGCAGGGUGGGUCCUCCCUGAUCACGGUUGGAUGGUGUCCUCCGCUGGGAAGGGGACUGGAGGGACAUGUUGGUGCCAGCUGUCUCCAAGCGCUUUCGGACAGAAUCGAGGCAGAUGUCCUAAUCCCAGCAGUAUUGCACCUGGGAAUAGAUAGUCAGUGCCAUCCAGCUGGCAAAUUGCAGUGCUGGGUCUCUUUGGGUGGUGUCACAUUGGUGUUCCAGCAACCCCCCAGGCUCAGUGCUAUGGUGAAGGGCAUCGGUGCUCAUAUUGAUUGGCCGUAAUCCUCUCCGAACACCUUAUUUAUUCUUCAUUUCCAGGCCCACCCCGCUCUUCUCCCCGCCCCCAGAUUAAAAGUGCUGCUGCAGUAGGAAUGGGAGGUUGCUUUCAGACAUCUCCCUCCUGCUCUUUCCUACCUGUAAUGACACCCCCAUGCUCCCUUCUUGCUUUUACCCCCAAAAUCUCCCAUUCUGAGGUACUUUCCCAUCUGUCUCCUUCUACUGUGCUUCUCCACAACCUUUAAGAAUCCUUGGCUGGGCUUUUGCUUUUUUCUUUGUUUCUCUUCACCUUGUCCCCUUUUCUCCAUUGUAAAAAUAUCACAGACAAUCCCCAAACCAAGCAAACUCCUAAUCUCUCAAAGGUGAAACACUGGUUCACAUGACACAUGAUGCUGUACAGAGUAUUUAUUUGCUCCACUUCAGUUCACAGUUCAAAUACAUUUUCCCAACAAUA